Aspergillus luchuensis is the source of this 1146-nucleotide messenger RNA. It is a transcript of the gene MNN9, whose product is annotated as mannosyltransferase complex subunit MNN9. Gene Ontology annotation, biological process: cell wall mannoprotein biosynthetic process; protein N-linked glycosylation. The transcript is spliced from 2 exons. Lineage: Eukaryota; Fungi; Ascomycota; Eurotiomycetes; Eurotiales; Aspergillaceae. Gene Ontology annotation, cellular component: mannan polymerase complex. Gene Ontology annotation, molecular function: alpha-1,6-mannosyltransferase activity. The record is from RefSeq and is a predicted model, not a curated record. Bases 1 to 1146 code for a protein of 381 amino acids.
AUGGCCGUCGCACGCUCGAUGCGUCGCACAAGCCCCAUUACGGUCUUCCUGGCUGCCCUGCUAGCUUUCGGAUUCCUUUGCUUCCUGCUGUCCCCUUCCUCCUCCGCCGCCGCCGCCGCUCCUGUCACCGAUUCCUCCUCGCAGCUACGACGAGAAGAUGCCGCCGAACAUCCCCUUUCUCCUCCGACGAAACCUUUCCUCAAAUCUCAAGCCGUCCGCGAAGAUGGCCAGAAAGCACCCCCGCCCGUGAUGCACUACAAUCUCAACGAGCUCAGCAGCACCAGCGAAUCCAUCAAGAAAGGGGAACGGGUGCUGAUUUUGACCCCAUUGGCCCGCUUCUACCAAGAAUUCUGGGAUAAUGUCGUGAAAUUGAGCUACCCACACGAGUUUAUCUCGAUUGGAUUCAUCGUCCCCAAAACCAAGGACGGUGAUGCCGCUGUCACCGCGCUGGAACAGGCCAUCAGCGAGACUCAGUCCGGUCCGGUUGACAGCCGCUUCGCCAGCAUCAGCAUCCUUCGCCAGGACUUCGACCCGCCCAUUCAAUCGCAGGACGAGAAAGAGCGCCACAAAAUGUCCAACCAGAAAGCACGCCGUGAGUCCAUGAGUCGCGCCCGCAACAGCCUCCUCUUCACCACCCUCGGUCCCAGCACCUCCUGGGUCCUCUGGCUCGACUCCGACAUUGUCGAGACUCCAGCCACCCUUAUCCAAGACCUGACUGCCCACAAUCGACCCGUGAUCGUUCCGAACUGCUUCCAGCGCUACUAUAACAAGGAUACCAAGAAGAUGGACGUCCGCCCUUACGACUUCAACUCGUGGAUCGACAGUUCGACCGCCGAAGAGCUGGCGGGAAUGAUGGGUCCAGAUGAGAUCCUCCUCGAGGGAUACGCCGAGAUGCCCACCUACCGCACCCUGAUGGCCUACAUGGCAAAUACCGGGGCGCCCCGUCCUAGCCGCGAAAUAGAACUUGACGGCGUCGGUGGAACCGCACUCCUUGUGAAGGCGGACGUGCAUCGCGACGGCGCCAUGUUCCCCGCCUUCCCAUUCUAUCACCUCGUCGAGACGGAGGGCUUCGCUAAGAUGGCGAAGCGAUUGGGAUAUUCCGUCUACGGCUUGCCUGAUUACUUUGUGUAUCACUAUAACGAGUGA